ACGCAUUGCCGACGACGACGAGCAGCCCACCAAUCAACAUGGAAGACCCCGCAAGGGAUAUCGAGGACGUUAUACUCUCCAUUACCUCCGCCGUCAACCCCGAGGCUCAAAAGGCAGCCAUCCUGCGCUACUUCGCUCCCGACGCGUCCUUCCGCCACCCGCUUUGCACCGUACCCUCCGACGCCGACACGCCGUACCCUGCAUCGCAGUCCUCACCAUCGUUUGCCCGAUGGACACAACUCUCGCGCAAACUCUCGCCGACCGGGAUCGCGACCGCGAGCAGCCGCGAGACGAUAUUGUGCGUGUACCAGUGGUACCGAACGAUGUCCCCGCGUUUGAAAGUGGAGGUGAGGAAGGUCGUGUGGGAUGAACCGCGGAUGGAGAUCUAUGUCGAUGUUGUGCAGACGUUCCACAUCCGGUGGAACCCUCUGCCGCCAGCGCAGUCGAGGCUCAUUACGCACCUUAACCUCCGCAAAGUCAGUCCGCGCUCCCAAGACGCACGCCCACUUUACGUGAUUGUCGCGCAGGAGGACUUCUACCACCCUGCAGACCUCCUUGCCUUUGUAUUACCACCGCUUGUGCCUAUCCUUCACUUCUUGCUCAUCCUCGGAACGUGGGCUUGCGUCUUCGGUGCAUGGUUUGGUGCAGUCUCCGGCUUCUGGACCAUCAAACGUGGCGAGGGUGAUCGGGAAGUCAAGCUUGAGCAUGCGGGCGAGUCACUUCCCACACCGGCACCUGGUGAACAACAGACACUGACAAAUGGCAGGAAAAAUAGAAGAGAGGGGAGCGGAAGUAGCAGUAGCAGCAGCAGUGGCGAAUAGUCGCGAUGACAGCACCCAUGAGGAAGAUCACGUCGAAAUUAGAGUCAGUCCGCCUUUAUCAACUUCGCACGGAUGGUUUCUUGAAUAGAAUCUAAGAUGCUUCCGUAAUCUCGUAUAUUUUUGUUAUGGAGUGUUAGCUCACAAAAAUGUAAACAAUGAUUGACAGUAAACUGACAUAAUAAUAGUAUGCGG
This is a messenger RNA of Laetiporus sulphureus 93-53, 1013 nucleotides long. RefSeq lists its product as uncharacterized. NCBI's taxonomy places the organism in Eukaryota, Fungi, Basidiomycota, Agaricomycetes, Polyporales, Laetiporaceae. The transcript is spliced from 3 exons. The record is from RefSeq and is a predicted model, not a curated record. Bases 39 to 821 code for a protein of 260 amino acids.